Messenger RNA from Chrysemys picta bellii (western painted turtle), 5342 nucleotides. It is a transcript of the gene CDK15, whose product is annotated as cyclin dependent kinase 15. Gene Ontology annotation, molecular function: cyclin-dependent protein serine/threonine kinase activity; cyclin binding; ATP binding. The record is from RefSeq and is a predicted model, not a curated record. Gene Ontology annotation, cellular component: cytoplasm; cytosol; nucleus. Gene Ontology annotation, biological process: protein phosphorylation. Lineage: Eukaryota; Metazoa; Chordata; Testudines; Emydidae.
ACUACUUGAGGCACAGACCUCAUGUGAGUCAUAUGAACACUCUGGCAUAACACGCUUCUAGCAACAGAGGAGCAGACAGUCGAAAGAAAGAGCUUGAGAUAAUAUUUUUUUACCGAACUCAGGAGAACAUGGGGGAAGCGCUGUGUGUAAAUGCUCUCAAUCCUGGAUCAUGCUGUUGCUGUUCAGAGAGAAAGGGCUCUCAACGCACCCAGAGUACCCAGUCCGUGGAAGUGGAGUCUAUGAUGGAGUUACCAGAUCUGAACAGAGUGCCACAUCCCGUGGAUUCACUUCAAUCACAGUGGUUCCAAACACUCCAGCUACAAAAGUCUGGGGGGAAGAGACCACGGAGUAACAGCGAUCCUUCCCAGGAGACGGAUUUUGUGAAGAGAUUCCAGUGGCAGAGACAGGGCCUCCCGUUUGGAACGGCUUCAUCCUACCUGAAUCUGGAGAAGCUGUGCGAAGGUUCUUACUCUACAGUUUACAAGGGGAUUAGCAGAAUAAAUGGCCAGCUGGUGGCUUUGAAAGUAAUCAGACUGGAGACAGAGGAAGGAGUGCCUUUUACUGCCAUCCGAGAAGCUUCUCUUCUCAAGAGUCUGAAACAUGCCAAUAUUGUGCUCCUGCACGACAUUAUCCAGACAAAGGACACGCUGACAUUUGUCUUCGAGUACAUGCACACAGAUCUGGCACAGUAUAUGGCCCAGCAUCCUGGAGGACUUCAUGCUCACAAUGUCAUGCUCUUCAUGUUCCAACUUUUGCGAGGCCUGGCUUACAUCCACCAACAACACAUUCUUCAUCGUGAUCUGAAACCCCAGAACUUGCUCGUCAGUUGCCUGGGCGAGCUCAAAUUAGCUGACUUUGGUCUUGCUCGUGCCAAGUCCAUCCCCAGUCAGACAUACUCCUCUGAGGUGGUGACGCUCUGGUACCGUCCUCCUGAUGUGCUACUUGGAGCCACUGAUUAUUCUUCUGAUUUGGAUAUCUGGAGUGCAGGCUGUAUAUUGGUUGAAAUGCUCCAGGGUCAACCCAUGUUCCCAGCAGUUACUGGUACUCUGGAACAGCUAGAGAAGAUCUGGGCGGUGUUGGGGGUCCCAACUGAGGAUACCUGGCCAGGACUUUCCAAGCUUCCCAACUAUAAACCAGAGAGGGUCGUCUCCAGUAGACCUCAGAGGCUCCAAAUGAUCUGUGCCAGGCUGGGCCAGGUGCCAGGAGCUGAAGACCUGGCAUCGAAGAUGUUAAAAGCUUUUCCUCGAGAGCGGGUCUCUGCACAGGAUGCACUUGUUCAUAACUUCUUCAGCGCUCUGCCGUCUCGGCUGUAUCAGCUUUGUGAUGCACAGUCACUGUUUACAGUUCCGGGAGUGAGGCUGCAGCCAGAAAUCUGUGACCUAUUUGCUCCUUACCAGAAGGGUCAUCGCCAAGCCAGUUCAAGCAAGUUUUGGUGAAAAACAAGAAUGUUCAACGGCCUUUUAGUUUCACGCCUGUCUGCCAGCUGAUUGGAUUCCCUUCUACAGAGGUGGAGGUCAUCCAAACUAUACAGCUCCAUCUCCCCACAGAAGGUGGACCAGUGUUCCACAAAAAACAGACCUUCCACUCUAUACCACUUACCUAGCCCAUGGUUCACUUCCAGAAUCGUCUGCCUUCUGUCUUUCUUCGCUUACGGGAUAGGAAGGAUCUCAGAAAAGAUCGCUUGGGUAGUCUUCUUCUUCAGCAUGCGCCCAAGUUCCAUGAUGCCAUCUACUAUCGGUGAGAUAUUCCGCAAUGCAGUGUCUUUAGUGCCAACUUGAACCACGACCAACAGAUCCUUGUCCAUCCAUUUCAGAAGCCUAGCCAAUCUUUGAGUAACAUCUAAUGUCUUGGCUCCAGGUAGACAGAACGCCAUGCUGUUGUCCACUUCUAUGUUCUUUCAGUUCUUCUUUGUACUGAAUCCCUAACAAGGAUCAUCUGUCUUCCUUGGACAGUUGGAGAACUCUUUGUGGGCAAACUGGCUUUUCUUACGGGUUGGGCCAAGCUGCCAUCCACAGAAGUAGACCGCCACAUUUCUAUGUUAAAUUCCAACAUUUAAUCUUGUUUGGGGGAAGGGUUGUUUAUUUUUCAAAGAAAAAAUCUCUCCAAUGUACAGGAGUCAGUUGUUAGAUGGUAACAGCUUUUAACAAGUAGAAAGGCAUGGUGCAUUUCCAAAGUGUAUUAUUGACCAUAAUGGCUCUCCAUUGUCAUUGUAUAGUCAUUUACAAGUGCAAAAUGGGUGUCAAAAGCUACCAAGUCAGAAUGGUAGUGUUUUGCACUCUCUUUGCAAAGGUGUAAAUGAACAUACAAGGUUCAGGGCAGUGGAGGACCAAGAGCUAUUUGGAAUGAUUAUGGUCUGAUGUCUCCUUCUAACUAGGGGCCAUUAAGCACCAAAAACAUGUUAAAUGAAAGGAUUUGUAGUGAAUAGAUGGUGACAGAAUUCUGUAAACUGGAAGAUUGGAAGCAGAUCACUUUUUCAGAGUGGUGUUUGUUGGGACUAUGCAUUACAGAUUCCUAUGGAAAGUAGUUUUUGCAAUUGCAGAACAGCUGCUUUUCAAAGCUACCUUCCCUUGCCCCAUAAAACUCAAAUGGCCAAAGGGACAAAUCAUACUUUGUGCUCCUGUGGGUGGGGAAACAUGAAGAUCCUGGCAGAAGGAUGUACUGCCCCUCAGCACUCUCUUCCUAUUCCUGAUCGCAUGAUGGAAGUGGUCCAUGGAUCUGUUUAAAGAAUUUGUAGGUGGGACUUUGGGAUGGAGAGGGCAGGGAAACUGCUUACUCUUCACAGCAUCACUGAUACCACCUGCCAAUUCCAUAGGGAUUUUCUUCCUAAACUACUGAUGACUGGGGAAGCACUAACUUAGGCAGGUUUCCCUUUUGUGAUUUGACACACACACCCCAGCGCAGCCCAGCAGUGAUUUCAGGGGCAACAGCUAGCCAGAGAACACCAUGCCUGGAGUUGUAUUGUCAUGGAGGCUGGGGAGGAGGGGCUACACAGGAAUACAGAGGCACUUGCCUCUAGCAGAUCUCCUAAGAUCCAGGCUGAGUGUGAGGGACCUUGCAAAUUCUGUGGUGCAUCAGGAAGGAGAAAGAGAUGAAACUGUGAAGUGGAUUUUAUGGUCCUACACUAUUUUUUCAAACGUGGAGAUAGCUGACUAUGGGGGAUGGAGGUCAUGCAAUCCAGACUCUUUCACCUCUAGGAUGCCAGUUCAAAUCUACCCCUCCUGGGCCGAUCACAAGUCAUUUACCAUGUGCUGGGUGAGCUGUUCUGAGUUAAUAAUUAAAGUGCUUCCAGUGUGUAAAGUGUAAUAGUGUGGUAUUGUCAUCACUGUAUGGAGGUCUGUGUGAGAAGUUAUGCAUUUGCCAGUGGACACAUCACAAAAAAACCCUUUACAAAUGGCACGAAGAGAAAACCUUGAUAGCAGCAUCAGCAGAGAGGUCAAGGACUGAGUGAACUGUCCCCUCCCCCGACACUCCCUCAAGACAGGAAGACGGUUCAUUAGUAGGGCAGGGUGGGGAACAUAAGUGGAGAACUUCAGGCUCCAGCCCCACCACCACACCAAAAAAGCAGGUCACACAAAAAUAUUAUAUUUAAAAGACAUUUGAGUUAAAAAGCCCUUUAAUUUAUAAACAUCCUUUUUUAAAAUGUGCACAGCUUAGCAGAUUUUUUUAAUGAGUAUUGACCUUAAAAAAAAAAAAUCAAACAACCUCUUUGCCAGAUUAAGAGUCUCAAUGUUUUGCUUCAGCCGAGAGCGAACUUUUAUGGCCAAUUUAUAAAACCCAAGAAAAAAAGCAGAGUUUUCUAAUACAAAUGCUGACAAAACUCUAUCCAUAAUGCCACAAAUGGGCAAUGCACCGUGCACAAAAAAAUCCCACCAUAACCCAGAACUGCAUUUGGAGAACACAGAUAAAAGACCUGACUUGGGUCAUGUGACAGGUGUCACUUCAGUAAUGAUAUUGGGGGCAGAGAUAAAAGUCCUCUCACUCUGGUCAUGUGACACAGCUUCAUUACUCUCACAGCAGGUGGUCCGCAAGGCUCAAUGCCUUUAUUUUAUUUAUUUAUUUAUUCUGUGAUAAUGAGAAAAUGUUUAAACUCCCAUCCCUGUGUUUAAACACUUCUUCCUGCUGACAGCAGCGGGGGGAUCCCUUGAUCAACUGUCAGAUUGGAAAGUGCAAUUUUUCUGGAAAGUAAACAGCAUGUUUGCCAGUUGGAAAUAAUUUUCUGUUUGUUGGGACGGCUGGUGUUGGAGUGAGGGAGCCAUGUCAUGGCGUCUGACAAGUCAGGAAUGGGGAAUAAGAAACAAGCUAAAAAAUACCUUUUGUACUGUGCCUCUGAUAACAAGAGCCUGAGAUUUUUUGAUAUUUCACUAUUGUCAUGUGGUAAAAAUAAAAUCACUUAAGGAUUGUAUAUGGAAAACUUUUAAAGCAAUGGCUCAGACUGAGGAUGGACACGUGGGACCUACUGCUAGCUAAACCCACUGUGUUUUAAUAGAAACUUUCCCUCAUCUCAGGUAAUUAGCCAAGAUGGUCAGAGAUGCAACCCCAUGCUCUGGGUGUCCCUAAGCAAGGACUGGAUGACAGGGGAUGGAUCACUCAAUAAUUGCCCUGUUCUGUUAAUUCCCUCUGAAUAACAUAAAGGAGACUCUUGAGCUUCCAGCCCUCUAUGUGGGAUGAGACUACAAAGUGAAUUUUAUGGUCCUAUAUUAUUUUUUUCAAACCUGGGGAGCUAACUGGCUAUAGGGGAUGGCAUUGGCCACUGUUGGAGGACAGGAUACUGGCUAAAUGAACCACUGGUCUGACCCCGUUUCGCCAUUCUUAUGAAAAUGAAGUAGAACUAGAGAUGGUGCUCAGAUACUAGGUGAUGAUGAUUGUAUCGGGAAGGGUAUAUUACAUGGAUUUGACGUCACAGCAAUCAUACAACGCAGAAACCAUGAGGGUUAAUGGAAAUCAGUGGGAGUUUGGAGUGAAACAAGGAAUGUAGGCUUAGGUCCUAUGAUUACAGGAAUUAAACCCAGCUAUGAUGAUUGGUGUGUUAUGUCUGAAGUCAUAGGUACAUGAUACCAUGAAACUGUUCAUAACUGCCUUGGAAUCAAACAAAAUAUAACUUUAUGAUCUGUACAUUUUCUCUCUUCUGUUAGACAAAUAUCUUUUAAAUCAAUUGUCAUUAAAAAAAACUAAAGAUACACUGUGUAUAAGAUUUCCAUUAAAAAUUAUUGUUCAAAUGUACAUUCACACAGAGACUCACACGGCAUUGUAUAUGCAAACAGGAGGAACCAUGUUAAACUUGACUGCAAUAUUCAAUAAACUAAAUGGCACCAUUUGCUUACAAAUAAUUAUUAGAAGUUUUC